CCAGGCAUUUUUCCGACGCAGUGUACAAGAUUUAACCAUAUUCGACCAUUUUCCGACUAUGUUGAAAAUUCCAUUCAUAAAAACUAACUACCAGCCACGUUUCAGAAUUCAGGUCGCUUUAAUAUUCAGGAAAGACACUCAUAAAAACUAGACGUCCAGGAAAAUCACAGGAGGAAGUGUUUAUUCAUUUAAGUGCCUGGCUCUGGCUAAUAGAGUGACCAUGUCUUACUUGGUAUUAACGUGGAGGAUAGGAACGCGACCAGCCUCGGGCUGACUUCCUUUUAACGAAUGAUUUACCGGUACUGCUGAGGCGCUCGCAAUCAUUGCUGAGCUUACUGCUGGAUAUUCGGGUGCUGAACACUGACUCCAAACAUGGAUUGGACUUUCUAGUUCAGGCGAGAUCACAAAAGCUAGAUUACUCAAUUAUGUUUAAUGAAAAUUUGAACGUGAGAAUGACGUUUUUAGCUUUAAAUUGAGUGACCAAGGAGAAUUGGAGUGAGUUACAAAGAUAACUGAAUGCGACGUAAAAUUUUCUGAGAAGUGGAAUAACUUAUUGCAAUAAAUAAAUACGAUUCAAAUAUCUCCGAGGAGAAGUCGGGUGACUUACUGCAAUAACUGAAUGCAAGACAAAUUUCUCUUAACCAACUGGCAGAAGUGAGACCCAAGAUGCGAUGCGUGGUGGUGAUGACGGCUGUGGUGAUGGUGGCAAUGAUGGUGCAACACAGCGAUGGCUGCACGUGCCCCCUACGUCACCCCCAGCAGCACUUCUGUGAGGCGGACUUCGUGGCGAACGUGAAGGUGCACCGCGUGGUGGCGUCACCGGACGGACAGACGGCGCUCAGGGUGCGGGUUCGCAGGAUAUUCAAGUUAUCUCUCGUCAUCACAGGCGAGAUCCAGGCGGGUAAGCCUUGGACGUCCGCCUGUCACUUCGCGGCGCCCUGGACGUCGCUGGCCCCGAAGAUGAAGAAAGGCUUCCGUCUGCUCUACAACACCUCGUGCGACUGUCCGAUCAUGUCGUGCCACUGGUGGGAGAACCACUGCCCAUCCUCGUCUUUUUACUGUGCUUGGCGAACCUCGAGUCGCUCCGAGGACUGCCACGCCAGACACUCGGUGUGCUUGAGCAAUCCCGCGGGUGGGUGCCGGUGGGUGGGAGGCCGCCUCCUCCGUGAGUGCGUGAAGGCGCGGCGCAGUGAGCAGCACCUGGUGGCCAGCAACGCAGGACGCGGCAGGUGGCGAAAUGUCGCUUCGCUCGUCCCGACGCCAAAGACUCGCGUCGAGGAGGAGGGACUAGACGCCAUCAUAUCCAACGACGUUGUUGACGUUCUUCCAGCUGCCAGAGGCAGAGAAGGCUGGUCUCGGCGGCCACAUUCUCAUCACCGUUACCAGAAGCCCCGGAAACCCAACACCCCUGUUCCGUACUCGCGGAACCUGCAGCCUGUCAAGCCAGUGAAGCCGUCCCAGCUGGGGGAGAUCCUCUUCAGCCAGAGCUCCUCCAGAGCAGAAAUGGUCGCCCCCCGCACCACGUUCAACAGCUCGCGGGUUCUCAACAGCCAACGGAAUGCGUCAUUAAUUCCGCGCCCGAAGCUACGCGCAGGCGGAAAAGUUUAUUCUAAUAGCAGCCAAGUCGAACGGAACCUCCGCCUGCUAAGAUAUCCCGAAUAUACGACACAAAUUGGAUCAUUUGAUCAUGUUUGAUGAGUAUUUUUGACCGUCGCUUAGAAUUGAACGAGUCACAAUAAAGCUUUAAGAUUAUCAUUUUAAUAAUUGUCGUUUAGUUUUGUUUAAUUUAGGAGCGUGUGAUGUAUUGAACCAAGAAUGGAAGUCUUUACUAAUGAAUUUCUUUAUUAUUAUUUUCUUUAUGUUUAAUAAUUAACCUCGCACAAUAAGUGUGCUGUACUUAUUGGCAGUAGGUUAAUUCUGCAAAACGUGCUAAAUUCUAGUGGCAAAAACUGCAAUUCAUGUUUCUUUGGACUUUUGUCUUUUCAUGUUUUCAGCGCAUUCGUUAGAUUUGCUUAAAUAAAUUGAUUAAUAGAAACUAGCCAUAUGCAUUCCAGCAACAAAAUAAUUUAAAAUCAAAAUUUUACCGAGCUACAAAUUUGUAUGGAAUUAUAAAUGAAAUGUCAUUUUUGAUGAUGGAGAAAACUGAAAAUCAACACUUUGUGCCGACGAUGAGUGCUAGGAGGUAUUGAGAGAGUUUGCUAAUAAAGUUCUGCUCUCAUU
This is a messenger RNA of Hyalella azteca, 2220 nucleotides long. RefSeq lists its product as uncharacterized. Gene Ontology annotation, cellular component: extracellular matrix. The transcript has 8 exons. Gene Ontology annotation, biological process: negative regulation of endopeptidase activity; negative regulation of membrane protein ectodomain proteolysis. Gene Ontology annotation, molecular function: metalloendopeptidase inhibitor activity; protease binding. Lineage: Eukaryota; Metazoa; Arthropoda; Malacostraca; Amphipoda; Hyalellidae. Bases 667 to 1695 code for a protein of 342 amino acids. The record is from RefSeq and is a predicted model, not a curated record.